AUGGAUCCUCCCCAAGAUCCCCGUUCAACAACUACUCUUCCAGGGACUUUCUCGACGGAGAGCGACUUUGUUUUCAAAGACGGUACAUUCUAUGCAACAUUCGAUGGCUAUGUCCAUGCAAGGAAAAGUGCCCCUGAGCUUUAUGAACACCUUUCUUAUGUACCACCUCCGCCAGCAGUCAACGAGAACGGGAAAAGGAUAUGGUCAGCCGUUGUCGACUCAUAUUUAAACUAUCCGGCGCACUUUUACAGCGCCCAACUAAUACAUUACGGUUUUAAACCCCUGAAAACCAAGAGUGCCGCAAAGAAAAAACUGCUGGAGGCCUUUGGCGGGAAAGAUGGCAGAACUUUGGAAGUUCCUCGAUCCAUCCUUGAACUCGAAUCCAGGAUGAAGCGGAAUCAGUCGAAUUCAGUGACGACGGAUAUGGUGGAUGCGUCAGACACUCGGAAGAGCGAGGGCGAAAGUCUUACGACAGAAAACGAUCAUGUUUCUGGGCAUGCUGAAUACAAAAGAGUUGUAUCAUCAACAAAAAGGGCCAGGACCAAGCACAUAUCCCAUGAAACCAAUACAAUUAGCCCAGAUGAGAUUUCCGUGGGGGCGCAGUCGUCGGAAGGGAAGCGUGUGACCACAUCCAGACACAAGAUACUUUACGUCGAGUCAUCUUCACCAGAAGAUGAACCAAAUCUGAACACACUGACGGUAACCCCUACGGUCGCUGAUCUAUUCGGGAUACCUGAGGGAAAUCGUGAUAUUCCUGUUAAGGGUUCUGACCCAAAAUCAUCGACAUUCACCAGAAGGACGAAACGAGGAGGACUCAAAGCCACUGCUGGAAGUUUCAGAGGUUCGAGACCCAGGAGGACAACGGAGCCAAGGGCUGCCAUCAAAAAAUUCAAUAAAUUACAGCCAGAUGAGCCUACUUAUGAUAUCGAAACGUAUGCUGUACGGGACAGCAUCAGCGAUCUAACGCAUAAAAGAGCUCGCCAAUUGCUGGAGAUAUUGUUUGAUAGGCUCCCUGCGGUCCAGUCUAUUCUUCAAAAAGAGAUGGUUUCGUCGGAAAUACCGAACUUGAUGGCGAAGGAGAAACAUGCAGAGCUGUCAGAGUGGCCUGGAUUAUACGAAAUGGAAAUCCCUUCACUGGAUGGUUCUUACGAUGAAUCUAGGUCUCACAAAAAAUUAUACACCUUCGAAAUCUAUCCGUCCUCCACCUCAAGGCAUAUUUGGGCAUAUUUCAACUUUGGAAGAUUUCGGGGCGUCAUGCGAUCUCUUCAUUCAGUCCCAAAGUUCUUCAACACUGAAAUAUUCUUCGAAUGGCGAGGCUACAUGGCUGACAACAGUAUGUUUUUUGAUGAAGACAAUCGUGCUAUCAUUAGUCUCCAUCCUGGAGGCCUUCUUCAAGGACACAUGUUUGCCGCUGAACAUGGCACAUACCGUAUUUAUGGCUGUCGACCUCAGAAAUCUAUCAAAACUCUUCCACGCCAACAACAACUUGCCAAAAUCCAGUCUUGGAAAUUGAUGUGGAGACGAAUAAACGCUCCCAAUCGUGAGGCCUCUGAUAGAGCAAAAGCCAGGCUGGCAACCUAUAGCAUUGCUGAAGAGAAAAAGGAGGAUCCAUUUUUAAGUGAUACCACAGAUGGUGAAGGCGAACGCACCUGGUCAAUUGACUUGGAGAAUUUCAUGUCUGAAGCAUAUUCUUCUGAAGAGAGUACAGAUGACAAUUAG
Messenger RNA from Psilocybe cubensis, 1719 nucleotides. RefSeq lists its product as uncharacterized. Lineage: Eukaryota; Fungi; Basidiomycota; Agaricomycetes; Agaricales; Agrocybaceae. Bases 1 to 1719 code for a protein of 572 amino acids. The transcript has a single exon. The record is from RefSeq and is a predicted model, not a curated record.